Microthlaspi erraticum is the source of this 1413-nucleotide messenger RNA. The record is from the annotation of a GenBank genome assembly. NCBI's taxonomy places the organism in Eukaryota, Viridiplantae, Streptophyta, Magnoliopsida, Brassicales, Brassicaceae.
AUGAGUUCGGUUAUAAACUUGACCGAUCUCAUGUCCAAAAUUGCUAUUGAUGAUAUUAAUAAACGUAUUGAUCAAGAACAUCGUGAUCAGCUAAUCGCCUCCUUCCUCGGAAUCGCUGUCGGUCAGACCGUCGAAACCGCAAGAUAUUUCCUACGAAAAACAACUUGGGACAUUGGCAAAGCCAUCAGUCUCUUUCUCUCCGAAGACGACGAUGAUCCACGUACUCAUGAAACCCUUCACGUUCAGGCCAGGAAUGCUAUUAAGCAACACCAUGAUCAACAGAUCUCGUCGUUCUUACAAAUAGCUGCCGGUCAGACCGUGGACACCGCAAGAGAGUUCCUAAAGAAAACGAGUUGGGACGUUGACAAAGCCAUCGAUCUCUUUGCUGUUUCCAUACAUGAAGGCAAUCGCGUCCUAGUCUCGGAGCCACCGUGUAAUGAUUUUGCAUCAGAUCCUGUCAAAGAGGAAACGGUAUUAAGGCAUAGACUUGAGCAUCCAGUUUAUGCCUUAAUAGAUCCGAUAUUGUCUUCCUUGUUUAGUCCUCCUUUCGAUCUGCUUUACGACGGUUCGUUUGAAGAAGCCAAGUCUGUUUCAGCUGAUGAGAAUAAAUGGUUGUUGGUGAAUCUUCAAUCCAGAACAGAGUUUGCUUCUCUUACGCUUAACCGAGAUGUAUGGUCAAACGACAUCGUCUCGCAAGCCGUUGAGUCUAGUUUCGUCUUGUGGCAGGUGUAUGAUGAUACAAACGAAGGUCAGGAAACCUCUUCCUUGUACAAAAUCGAAUCUGCUCUUCCGGUGGUGCUUGUGCUCGAUCCCAUCACUGGUCAGAAGAUGCGUAUGUGGAGCGGAGAGAUUGAAGCUCAGGGUUUCCUUGAGGAUUUGAUGAGGUAUAUGGAAUCUGGACCUCAUGAAGACAUUGUUUCUCUAACAAGGAACAGAGAAGCAAGGUUUGAAAAGGAGGAGACUUGUUCCUCAAGGAACCACACCGAAUUUGGAGUGGAGAAGGAGGAGACUUGUUCGUCAAGCAACGGCUUUGAUUUCAUCCUGGCUUCUUCAUUGGGUGAAGAAUGUGAAGAGUCUGUGGAAGUGGAGGAGGAGGAGGAGACUUGUUUAGAAGAGUUUGAGCCAAAGGAUGACUGCGAUCCAAGCAUUGUGUGCAGUCUCUGCGUUCGAUUUUCAGAUGGGAGAAGAAUGCAGAGGAAGUUUCUCAAGACCGAACCGAUCCAGCUCCUCUGGUCUUUCUGCAAAUCUCAGAUGGACGAAUUUGAGAAAAAGGAGUUCAAGUUCAGGCUGGUACAAGUGAUUCCUGGUGCUUCCAAGACUCUGGACUAUGGAGCUAACUUGACUUUCGACGAAUCUGGGAUCGCUAACUCGAUGAUCUCGGUUACACGGGAGGGGAGAGUUCCAUAUGAGUAA